Messenger RNA from Paramuricea clavata, 1652 nucleotides. The record is from the annotation of a GenBank genome assembly. Lineage: Eukaryota; Metazoa; Cnidaria; Anthozoa; Malacalcyonacea; Plexauridae.
AUGGCAGAUGGCAGUAAGGCUAAGGUUGUGACAGGUAAGGGCGUUGCGAAGGUUAAGCUAUAUGACGUAAACGGAAGUUCUCAUGAUCUAAUUUUAAAUAAUGCGCUUUAUGUCCCAUCGUAUCAGCAGGAUAUCUUUUCAGUCAAUGCAGCAACAGAAGGGGGCGCAAGCAUAAGCCUAGAUAAGCAUAGCAAGAGUUUUAAGAGCUCGGAUGGUGCAGUUUUUAAUAUUGAACAGGUAGGUCGUUUAUAUUACCUAAACGGUAUUUCAUCUUCCAAGAAUAAUGCGGGUACAAUUUUAGGGUGGCAUAGAAUUCUAGGGCACUGUAAUUUUUCAGAUAUUCGUAAGCUUGAAAAUGUUGUAGAUGGAAUGAAGAUCACUAGUCAUAAGGAAGUGGAAUGUAAAACAUGCACACAAGGUAAGAUGACCCAGUCGAGAAAUAGGACACCUGAUAAGAGAGCCAAUGCCCCAUUUGAUUUAGUUCAUUCAGAUUUAGCUGGACCAAUUACUCCAGGUGGUAAGGAUGGUUUCAAUUAUGCAUUGUCUUUUGUGGAUGAUUACUCUGGUGUUAUCAUGAUAUAUUUUUUAAAGCAUAAAUCUGAUACAGUCGAAGCUACUAAACAAUUUUUAGCAGAUAUUGCCCCUCUUGGUAAAGUGAAAUGUAUCAGAAGUGAUAAUGGUGGGGAAUUUAUUGGGCAAAAGUUUAAGUCUCUACUCCGAGAGAACACAAUUAAACAUGAAACGCGUGCCCCAUAUUCACCCCAUCAAAAUGGCACAGCAGAAAGAGCUUGGCUUAGCUUAUUUAAUAUGGCAAGGUGUUUGUUGUUAGAAGCCAAGUUACCCAAAAUGUUAUGGACAUAUGCUGUGAUGGCUUCAGCAUAUAUAAGGAAUAGGUGCUUCAAUGACAGAUUGGGCAAAACCCCAUAUGAAGCCUUAACUGGCAUAAAGCCAAAUCUGAAUAAUAUGCACGUAUUUGGUCAGUAUGCUAUGCAUAUGUGCAAGGUUCUAAGAAGCUUGAACCUAGAAGUAAGGAGGGGAUUUUUGUAGGGUAUGACAAAAAUAGCCCUGCAUAUUUGGUGUACUAUCCAGAAAGCAUGAAAGUUGAAUGAGUGAGAUGUGUUAAAUUCUUUGAUUCAACUGAAUUUGAUAACGAGAACCAUCAAAUUGACGAAGAGGUUGUCUCACUUCCCCGCAACACUUCUUACGGUGAGCAACAAACUGGAGCUGAUGAGAACAUUGAACCAGCUAUUCCACCAGCAGAGGGUGAAGUAAGUAGAGUAAGGUACCCUACCAGGACUCACAAUAAACCCGCUUACCUAAGUGAGUAUGUUGUAAAAAGUAUCACUGAUAGUAGCGCUAAUAUUGCAAUAGAUUAUUGCUAUAGGAUGAAUGACAUCCCAGCUUGUUAUUCACAAGCAGUAAAUUCACCAGAUUCAGCUCGGUGGAAAAAGGCAAUGGAUGAAGAAUUUGACUCUCUGGUAAGUAAUGAAACAUUUACACUUACCAUGGUUCCACCCAACCGCGAGAUAGUAGGUGGAAAAUGGGUGUACACAAUUAAAUCAGGUCCAUUACCAGAAAUGUGGGUCAAGAUGGUGGACAUGACAAAAAAUUACGCAACAAAAUGGCGUCCGAUAAUGCUGGGAUUAGUAUAG